GCCAAGUGAUGGCCGCUUGGAAAUAGAUAGGUGGCGAUAAAAUAUUUAUUUAAAUUUGUGUUGGGCCGUGCUACAUUGUUAACAUAGUUCUGCGUAGCAGUUCAUGAUAUUGUGGUCAAUUCUGAUCGAUUUGUUUGGAAUUACGAGUGCUGCUGCUGUUACACGAGUGCAGAGAUUCGGUCCGUGGUUAUCGUGAUCGAUUCAAGAGGCUAUUUCGGUCAUAAUUGUUUUGAUACUGAAGAAAAUAUUAGACAAUUGAAUCUAGUUUAUUCCUAGUUCAAAGGACAGAUACUAUUUUAACGAACAUGGCCUCAUUAUUUUACAAAAUUUUGUUAACAUGUGGUAUCUUAUCACUUCUCCACACUGCAUAUUCCGCGACCCAGCAUCGGUCCUACCUGCGGCUGACUGAGCAGGAGUUCACAUCUCUGCCCAUUGACAUCAUCAUCCAGGGAGUUCUGAGUCUCAUACUCAGCAUGUAUGCAAUACUCUUCAUAGCUGGAGAGUUCAAGGAGAUCCGUGCCAAUGUCGACCUCCAGGAGAAAACGUGGGACACGGUCGGCCACCGUCCGUCGUUCAUGGUGCUCUCCCACCGGGGCCGCUGUCUGACGGCCCACUACCCGGCUGUGGUGGAUGACUGACGACCCGGAGACUCCCCACCGCCCACACGCCUGCCUCUGCCUCUGCCGCCGCCGCCGCCGCCGCCAUCGCUCCGCUAGUCACGUGCGCGCGCGCGCCAGAGCCGCCCGGCCAUCGCGAGCCGGCCGUCGGCGGCUGAUGUGAUCGCCAUUCCGAGACUCCGGGUGUGGCGCCGAGCUGGAGAGACGUAAGGUACCCCGCGCGGGGCCCCGGCCCGUAGGCAGCACGUGCGAACGAUGCCGCUCCCGGUGAGUGUUACCGCCGGAAGGCUGAACAAAGCCGGGUCGAUUGAGACAAUUGUGUAUUAUUCAAUGAUUUUCCGCGAGCACCACCCUGUUUAUUCCCCGCGUGUGUGUGUGUGUGUCGAGUGCGUUAAAGGUGACUGAUGUUCCGCCGUGAUGGACGGGUGUUGGUGGGUAUGAUUGGGUGUCGUCCGGUGUCAGAAUCACGUGUACUCACUGAGGAAGGGUAGGGUUCGGUUCCCACGAGCCAGCCUCGUAUAGGUCAAUACAAUACUGAGAUGAGGAGCUCGUGCA
Messenger RNA from Amphibalanus amphitrite, 1172 nucleotides. RefSeq names its product ER membrane protein complex subunit 5-like. Bases 306 to 638 code for a protein of 110 amino acids. The transcript has 3 exons. Gene Ontology annotation, cellular component: Golgi apparatus; early endosome; EMC complex. The record is from RefSeq and is a predicted model, not a curated record. Lineage: Eukaryota; Metazoa; Arthropoda; Thecostraca; Balanomorpha; Balanidae.